Messenger RNA from Cotesia congregata, 1335 nucleotides. NCBI's taxonomy places the organism in Eukaryota, Metazoa, Arthropoda, Insecta, Hymenoptera, Braconidae. The record is from the annotation of a GenBank genome assembly.
AUGAUUUUUGUUAAAUUGCACGUAAAUAAUUUCAGUCUUAAACUUUCUGGCAAGACGUCAAAAUUUUCAAGCUUAUCAAAAUUUCCUGUUUCGAUCACAAUGGACGUACAAGAAAGGUCAGUGGACGUAGCGCUCAAUCAUAUCUUGCGCGCCCUGAACCGCGUAAGACACAUAUCAUCAACCGGAAAAUUAAACGACCUGUCCCAUGUCAUCAGGGAAUUCAGUCCUCUGCUCCCUCCAUUACCAGCUGAAGAUCCAGCGAUAGAUUUGCUGGAGACAAUAAUCCAGGAGUCAAGCUCUAGCUUAUCAGCACAUCAGAGUGUUGAAAGCAACCCGGUAUCACCUAAGAGGAGCUUCUGGUCCAAGCUAUUCGCGAAAAAGUCCCAGGAUGGAGCUUCGAUAGCGUCCAUCGGGUCAGGAAAUGACUCAUCAGCUUCAUCGACGGCGUUGAAGGCCGCAGAAGAGCAGGUCGCACAGCUGGAAGCUUCUGGCCCCGCAGAUCUGACUUCGGUGAGCGCUUUGAGCCGGGAAAUAAAUCGUAAGAUCUGCGUCUGGUCCUCCGGAAUGUCGCUGAGGCACGAGAUUGGCGCCUCAAGACCCGGAGAGCCACUUAACGUUCAAUUUCACUCCCAGCCUGAGGAUAUAGUGGGCCAUUGGAGUCUCCUGGGAAAUUUGGACCCCCAGGAAGCUUCUAGCGGUCUCAACGACUGCCUAUUCAACGCCAUAGCAGCCCAGACUGGUCUGAGACCCACAGAAUUGAGGGAAGUGACCGUAGCGCGCAUGAAAACCAACAUCAGGAGCGUGGCACGCAGGAUCCAGGACCUGGCUCGUCAAGAGUCCUGUGAUAGGAUUGUCCUGAUGGUAGGCGGCGCCAGGUACCAUGGAUCCACUGCUAAAGACGCUGGACGCGUCCUAGACAAGUCCCAGCAGGGACGAGGACACCCUAGUCACGCUCAUGGACACCCCAGAGGCCACGCUUCUAAUCCUUCAGCAACCGGUCCUACGGCAAGCGCCGAAAAUUACUCCCAUGGUAGUUGGAAAACUGCCUUUCUGUCCGUCAAUGAUCAAGAUGACGUUGGCAAUCGGGCCCUGUCCACAGAACCCGUAAGACGCGCCAUGGAGGUCCUUAAUGCUGGUGGUACCCGACAAGUUGUCACCGUCAACGCAUCGGAAUUACCUGGAUCUCUUCCCCAGGGCGCACAUUUCAAUGAUGGCCAGCGAGGAGCCAUCCAGGACAUCAAGGACCUGGUCCUUGUCCUUCAACAUCACGCCGGGCAUCAAUCUGACCCCGACUAUGAUGUCUUCGUCCACACUUUCUAUCCCCGUUUAGGGUAA